Messenger RNA from Zasmidium cellare ATCC 36951, 1167 nucleotides. RefSeq lists its product as uncharacterized. The coding region runs from base 1 to 1167 and encodes 388 amino acids. The record is from RefSeq and is a predicted model, not a curated record. Gene Ontology annotation, molecular function: protein binding. The transcript has 3 exons. NCBI's taxonomy places the organism in Eukaryota, Fungi, Ascomycota, Dothideomycetes, Mycosphaerellales, Mycosphaerellaceae.
AUGCCGCACCUGAAAGAUUUACUCAAGAAGAAGGAGAAGAUUGGGGCAGAUCAAGAAGCUGCGAGCGAAUCGCAUUUGGACGUGCCGCAGUUCAAAUUCAUACGCUCGACUACGGAGUCAGAGGAGAUCAUCGAGCCACCAACGCACCCAGAUGACCACACCGGCCGCCCCAGCACCGAGAAGAAAGAGCACCGAAGGACACUCGGCUUCCGCCACUCUUCCAGCUCAUCCAUAUCCAAGGAUCCCUCGUCCACGGCAGUCCUCUCCAGCGUAGCGGAAACGUCCAGUCAGCAGCUGCCGGUCAGAACUAAGGGAGAGCGAAGGCUUUCGGAAAGGCUGCACCUUCGCCGGGAUCGCUCGAGAUCCGCAUCGGCGGAGUCGAGCACGCAUGUGCCGGAGGAUCUGCCUGCCGCGCCCGAUGCUUUCGCGCCGACGGCGGGGACGAGUGUAGAUGGAGCUGAGGACAAGGCGGCGAAAGAGCAGCGGGAGGCGCAGUGGGAGAAGAGAGCGACAAUUCUGGCUAUGAGCAGUCCUUUGAGGGAAGGACAGGGACAAGAACAAGCUGAACAGAGCGAAGGGACGUCGAGGCAUAGGAGUAGGAGUCCGAGCAUAUCUGACGCGGCUGGCGAUGUCAAUAUCCAGGAGGCCAUUCGGCUUCAUGAGGAAGGGGACCUGAGGCUAUCGACAGAGAUGUUUGGACAGCUUGCGAAUCCAAAGGGAGCAAACAACGCUCUUGCGCAGGUGCUCUACGGCCUCGCUCUGCGCCAUGGAUGGGGAAUACCUGUUGAAGCGGACAGGGCCAUACACUACCUCUCACUCGCAGCAUCCAACUCGGCAUCGAUCGAAGAACAGGCCCUCUCAUCCGGCAUGAAGAAAGGCGGUGCGGCCAAAGGCGAGCUGGUUCUGGCCAUCUUCGAGCUGGCCAACUGCUUCCGACACGGCUGGGGCGUGAAGACGGACGCGAUAGCCGCACGACAGUACUACGAAACGGCAGCAAAUCUCGGCGACACAGACGCUAUGGAGGAGGCCGCUUGGUGUUACCUCGAAGGGUUUGGGGGCGCCAAAGACAAGUUCAAAGCGGCGCAGUACUUACGACUCGGCGAAUCUCAAGGGAAGAAGAGUGUUGGUAAUUCAUGGAUCUGGAAGGACAAGUAUAAUCCAAAAUAA